Cyphellophora europaea CBS 101466 is the source of this 3225-nucleotide messenger RNA. RefSeq lists its product as uncharacterized. Bases 1 to 3225 code for a protein of 1074 amino acids. The record is from RefSeq and is a predicted model, not a curated record. Gene Ontology annotation, molecular function: RNA binding; ATP binding. Gene Ontology annotation, cellular component: intracellular anatomical structure. Lineage: Eukaryota; Fungi; Ascomycota; Eurotiomycetes; Chaetothyriales; Cyphellophoraceae. The transcript is spliced from 2 exons.
AUGGUCCGCUCGGUCGACAUGCUUCACUCCGUGGCCAUGUACCACACUACACAGGAGUAUGAGGCAGACCUGACUCUUCAAGGGGAUGCACUGCAGCGACCAAUCCUUCACAACUCACCCGUCAACGGCGAAGAGAAAGAAACGUUUUCUCCUAAUAAAAAAGCGAAACCGCUGCCGGGACCCAUCCCGGAGAUAGGCAAGAGUGAGCAGGCCAUAGAGAAACGCGAGAAGAUUGCCGCACAUGUCUUCGACGUGACACUCUAUGGCAAUGCCUUCCCGCCCAUGCUUCGAACCAUGCGAUUGGCAAGAAAGCUGGGUCUGCCGGACAAUACCCUUGGCUACGUCGCGGAAGACUCGUACCGAGCUCCUCGGAGUUCUGCGAAACCGUCCAAGUCAUAUCUGGACACGAGAUCAAAUCAGAUGCUGCGUGACCUUCGUGUCAAGAAAAUGAAUCCGGAAUGGAGGGAACGCCUUUUCCAACGAGAGAAGCUCCCUGUCAUGACGGACAGUCGCCACGCACGAUUGAUAAAGGCCCUCGAUAGUUGCGAUGUCCUCGUCGUGCCGGGGAGUACCGGUUCCGGCAAGUCAACUCAAGUUCCCCAGAUUAUUCUAGAUUACGCUAUCCAUGAUGGGAAGGGUGCACAUACCAACGUCAUCUGCUCGCAACCCCGUCGUAUCUCUGCCGUAUCUAUUGCUAGGCGCGUAGCCUGGGAGCGUACAGAAGACCUCGGACAGACUGUUGGCCACCAUAUCCGCUUCUCGCCACAGCUUCCACAUAAGCACGGACACAUUCUCUACUGUACUAAUGGAAUCCUUUGGAAUUAUAUGCACCACCAACCCGACCAUGUGCUGGAUACGGCUUCACACAUUGUGCUCGACGAAGUGCACGAGCGCAGUACUGAGAUAGAUAUUCUUAUGCUAAUCCUGCGCAAACUUAUCCUCAAUCGGAAGGCUCAGGGCAAACGCUACCCAAAAGUAGUCCUUAUGUCAGCCACAAUCGAAAGCAACGAAUUUAUAGAGUAUUUCCGGCAGCCAUUAGACGGAAAGCACGGCUUGACUACCUCCAAGUUUGAAAUUCCUGGACGGCUGUUUCCCAUCACCGACCAUUAUCUGGAGGACAUCAGCGCCCAACUUUCGCAAUCGAGCGAGGGCGCGAUCGGCACCCUGUCGCAAGGACCGGCCGCUAUGUAUAUCAAUGCAGAACUCGAAAGCAACUCUUCAGGCAUCAAUGCAACCCUGCAGUCGGACUCCGAUGCCGUAAGCCCGACAAUUGAGACGCCUUCGCUCAUUGAAGCGGGCCAAGAUUACAUUGUGCCGUUCGAACUGGCGGCAGCGACGGUUAUGCACGUCUUUCAGACUACGAGGAAGGGUGAUAUAUUGGUCUUCUUUCCUGGAUUGAACGAUAUCAACAAGACUGCGGACCUCCUCGAGGCCCAGGAAGCCUUCUGGAACCAGAACACACCGGAGGGCGGAGGUGUCAAGAUCUUCAGACUACAUUCACAGCUCAAUGACACAAACGAUGAAGUCUUUGAGCCCGUUGCCCUAGGCUGGAGAAGGAUCGUCCUUGCCAGCAAUAUCGCCGAAACAUCGAUAACGCUACCAGAGGUAGAGCAUGUGAUUGAUACAGGAACGUCCAAGCUCAUGACACGCGAUAGUGAAACCGCCAGCCGGGGCCUGCUUUGCCAAUGGGCAAGCAGACAAAGCCUUCAACAACGCCGCGGCCGGGCUGGGCGGGUGAAACCUGGCAAUUACUAUGCUCUCUACUCCCGGGCCCGAGAAUUCGAGACUUACCUGACGCCGGAGCUUUUGCGGGAAGAUUUGAUGGGAACCGCACUUGGCUUGAAAACCAUGGUACAAUCUUUAGAUAUUGCCACAGGUUUGACCUCUGCACUAGACAGUCCAAAGGAAGAAGAUAUCGCAAAAGCUAUCCACGGCCUCAAGCAAAUCGGCGCCCUCACAGAAGCCGAAGAAGUCACACCCUUGGGCAGGAUGCUGUCUUCCUUCGGAACGCACCCAAAUUUGGCUAAAGCGGUCAUAUUGGGCGUCCUGUUCCGAUGCCUGGAGCCCAUGCUAAUAGCAGCAUCGAUGGAUGAUGGUGGCGAAGGGAUGAUCGCGAAGGCAGACAGGACUGGGGUUGAGCUUGUCAAGACCCGAUACCACUACGCUAGGGGGACUGACAGCAACAUCAUUGCAAGCAUCAAUGCCUUCAAAGAGCUCGAUGAUGCUAUUACCAGUGGCGAUACGAAUCUGCAGGCGCGAUUGUGCUCCACGCACGGGUUGCGUCGAGACUUGUACCACUACCAGGCCCGAACCGCACGCCAGAUCUGUGAACGACUUCACGCCCAAGGCAUUGCUUCCAUACCUGACCUGGGCGCGGGAUAUUUUCCAAAUAUACCACCGGAGCUCAACACCAACGCUACAUGCACGCCGUUGGUCAAGGUGCUGCUCAUGCUCUCGCUACAACCGGAACUUGCUGCGAGGUGGUCAGCGCAUACCUUCUUCAGCAAACAAGGGCUGCUGAUGCCGGAGUGGCGAGCGGUCAACAGUUUCCUGUCCGCAGGAUUACUGAGGUCAGGUGUAAGCACCCGCGUGUCUGACAGAGGCGACUUGAUGAGCUACGCUUUCGGUAAAUUUGUGCCAGAUGGGAAUCGUAUUGGCAUGGUUGACACACAGACAAUCACGCCAUUGAUGGCGAUGCUAUUUGGCCGGGAAGUCGCACUUGGCGACAGCAAUACGGCGACACUCGAUAAAGCCAUCAAGGUCAAGAUCAACGUGCAAGGUCACGAAGUCAAUUUGCCAACUUCAAAGGCAGCUGUCAUGACGAUGGAAAUGCGCAAGAUGAUUGAGCGAUUCCUGCAUGUUGCCUUCUCGGACCUUCGUAUUGAUGGCAAACCGACAGCCGGAAAGGUCUCGCAAUACAACACAAUGUUUACCGAGAAGCACGAGUUACGAGACGCAUUUACCAAAGGUUUGAUCGAGAUCCUGGAUGCUGAUGCGGAAGCAGAGAAGACUGUGCUGGAUGAACGAUGGCUUGCAUGGACUGAGGAAGAUUCGCGAAAGCUGUCGGAUUUAGCGAAGCGGCAGGCUGAGGCGGACAAGAAGAAGGCGAAACCGGGAAUAUCCAAUGAAGAAGCUGUUGCUUCAGACAAGUCGGCGGUUUCUUUGACUAGCAUUCAUCAGAUGCUGUCAAACCUGCCAGGUCGCCCUGUAACAAAAGCUGUGUAG